AUUUUCCGGUUCGUGGAAAAAGCUUUGCAAGACAUCAUGUUCGCAUCUACCCUUCGUCGCGUCAUCAGCUCGAAAGUGACCACGUCGGUCACGUCCAAGGCCGCGUUUUCGUCGUCGUCCGCUUCGUUGUACGAAGUGUUGAAGGAACAAAUUCCCCGUCGCCAAGAAGCGUUGAAGAAGUUGAAGGCCGAACAUGGCAACAAGUCCUUGGGCAACGUCACUGUCGAUCAAUGCAUCGGUGGUGCCCGUGAUGUCAAGUGCAUGUUGUGGGAGACUUCGUUGUUGGACUCGGAAGAAGGCAUCCGCUUCCGCGGCCACACGAUCCCGGACUUGCAGAAGAAGCUGCCCACGUACAUCGAAGGCGGUGAACCCAUGCCUGAAGGUCUGAUCUGGUUGCUCUUGACCGGUGAAAUCCCCACCCGUGAACAAGUCGACGGCUUGACGAAGGAAUUGCAUUCGCGCUCCAAGAUCCCCGCGCACGUCAAGCAAAUGUUGUGCGACCUGCCCAAGGGCACCCACCCCAUGACGCAAUUUUCCAUCGCCGUCAUGGCCAUGAACACCGAAAGUGUGUUCCAAAAGAAGUACGCCGAAGGCAUCCACAAGUCCACGUACUGGGAACACACGUACGAAGACAUGCUCAACUUGAUCGCGCGCAUCCCCGAAGUCGCCGCCACCAUCUACCGCUCCACGUACUUUGACGAGUGCUUGGACAUCAAGUACGACUCGUCGUUGGAUUACUCUGCCAACUUCGCGCGCAUGUUGGGCCACGACAGCCAAGACUUCGACGAGUUGAUGCGGUUGUAUUUGGUCAUCCACAGCGACCACGAAGGCGGGAACGCCAGCGCUCACACCACCCACUUGGUUGGAUCCACCCUCUCGGACCCGUACCUGUCAGUGGCCGCCGGCUUGAACGCGUUGGCGGGUCCGUUGCACGGCCUUGCCAACCAAGAAGUGCUUGGGUGGAUUAUGGACCUCCACGACGAGUUCAAGUCCAAGAACUUGCCCGUGAACAAGGAAACGAUCACCAAGUUCGCGUGGGACACGCUCAACGCCGGCAAGGUCAUUCCCGGCUACGGCCACGCCGUGCUCCGCAAGACGGACCCUCGCUACUCGUGCCAGCGCGAGUUUGCGUUAAAGCACAUGCCCAACGACGAGCUCUUCCAGAUCGUGGAAACCAUCUACCAAGUGAUGCCAGGCAUCUUGACUGAACACGGCAAGACCAAGAAUCCGUACCCAAACGUCGACUCGCACAGCGGCGUGCUGCUGUACCACUACGGCCUCACCGAGAAGAACUACUACACGGUGCUCUUUGGUGUGUCGCGCGCCAUGGGUGUGCUGUCGCAGCUGUUCUGGGACCGCGCGUUGGGCCUGCCGUUGGAACGCCCCAAGUCCGUCACGUCGGAAUGGAUCAACGAACAUUUCGCCAAGCAAAAGUAAAUAGAGCGAUGAGACCAAGGACGAGAACCACGUUGACAGAUAUGUAUGUAUGCAGCAGGAUAAUGCAACUCCAGUGUCGAUGGA
This is a messenger RNA of Aphanomyces astaci, 1521 nucleotides long. RefSeq names its product citrate (Si)-synthase, eukaryotic. The transcript is spliced from 2 exons. NCBI's taxonomy places the organism in Eukaryota, Oomycota, Saprolegniomycetes, Saprolegniales, Verrucalvaceae. The coding region runs from base 37 to 1437 and encodes 466 amino acids. Gene Ontology annotation, biological process: carbohydrate metabolic process; tricarboxylic acid cycle; citrate metabolic process. The record is from RefSeq and is a predicted model, not a curated record. Gene Ontology annotation, cellular component: mitochondrial matrix.